Molecule: messenger RNA, 2899 nt
Organism: Apis cerana (Asiatic honeybee)
Lineage: Eukaryota; Metazoa; Arthropoda; Insecta; Hymenoptera; Apidae
Gene: Vdup1
Product: arrestin family protein Vdup1
Biological process (GO): protein transport
Cellular component (GO): cytoplasm
Source: RefSeq, a predicted model, not a curated record
AAAAUUUAGUUCUGCAACAAAAAAGUAAGUAAGAAUUAUUCUAUUAUAAAACGACGCUAUCAAAAAUUCAUUUAUUAAAUUUAUUUUUUUAAUAUCUUAUAAAAUAAAUCAUUAACUGUCCAAACAUUUAAAUAUAUAAGAAGACUCAAUAUUAUAUAAUUUGAUAUAAAAAUUAUUCAUAUGAAUAUCAAUUAUCACGAAUAUUAUAUUCAUCUUAAUGCAUAUUCAUUAUACUCGUAAGAAGUAAUAUUUAUACAUUUAUACAUAUAAUUAAUUGGUUAACUUCUUAAUAUAUUCGUGCUGAUAUAUCGUACUGACUUUAUCGACUGAGCACAUUUGGUCACGGGUUAUGAAGAAUGAUCCAGGAUACAUUAAAAGACGUUAAAAAAAUCUUAUUGAAUUUAUUCAUCGAUUCUCGAAUAAUCUUCAUUUAACAAAGUGAUAUAACAAUGCAGCAAAUCGAGACGAUCUAAUCCAAACUAGAUAUACAAGAAACUGGAAACAGUACAGAAAUUACCAGUGAAAAAAACAUGUAAUUACGUCGUUGGAGGUGGAAGCAACAGAGGUAGGGGAGCGAAAGUGAACACAGGUCCAAGAAUGGACAAGAAACAGGCUCCUUUAGCAGAAAGUUUGACGAAUUAUAACGUAGGAUCAUCAUUAUCAACGUUUUCAUUCAAUUUGACAAAUUCAUCAAAGUCUAUAUUGAUUAAUUCAACUAUUCAAAAAUUAACAUAAAGAGAAACAUAUGUGAAAAAUGAAAGUGCAAAAAUGUGAUUGUUCAAUCAAGAAAAGCUUGGCUGAAAGAGUGAGAUUCUUGUGACGUUCCAAAGAGAGAAACGUAGCGUGUGCAAGGUUAUGAGUGUGCUGUGAUGUGAUCCAGUGUGUGCCAGUGAUUCUCACUGACGACAUGCCUGUGGUCUCUAUUGCAAAAAAUUUUGUAUUUGCGACGGCUUGGUGCAUAAUCAGUUACCGCGAAGCAGUUCUAACGUGAACGUGAUCCGUCAUCCCUGUCACUAAUUCUUGAAUACCUUGUUGUAUGAAAUCAUGACGCGAAAGCUGAGCAAAUUUUUAAUACUUUUUGACAACACAAAUCUUUUAUAUUUUCCCGGUCACUUUUUGUCCGGUCGAGUACUCAUUGAAUUGGAUGAUGAGGCUUACGUUUCAGGAUUGCAUUUUCAUGUGAUUGGUGAAGGAGUGGUGCGUCUACGUAGUCAACGCGCUGAAAGAGUUUACGAUAAGGAAAAUUAUAUAGAUUUUCGUAUGAGAUUGCUAGGCGAACCAGGAGAGGGACCGUCUCUACUAUCACCGGGGAUCCACAGCUUUCCAUUCAAAUUAGGCCUGCCUCUGGGCUUGCCAUCUACUUUCUUAGGUAAACAUGGCUGGGUACAAUAUUAUUGCAAAGCUGCACUUCGAGAGCCUGGCGGAUUGACACAUAAGAAUCAGCAAGUCUUCAUUGUAAUGAAUCCCAUCGAUCUGAAUUUAGAACCACCAAUCCUGGCACAACCUGCAAGGCAAGAAAUCGAACAACGAGUUGGAGUCUCCUGUGUUUCCGGUGGUCCUGUAUUUUGCAGAGUGAGCCUCGACAGAGGCGGAUAUGUGCCUGGUGAAACUAUUGGUAUCUCAGCAACUGUCAGCAAUCGAAGCAAAGUAACGAUGAAAUCAACUAAGGCAUCCUUGACCGAAACAAUUCAGUACUUGUGUCGCGGUAAAGUACUUGCAAGUGAGACACGAGAAUUGGCAAGUGUUUCUAGGGGGAAAAUCCGUCCUGGAGAAGGCGAAGAAUGGUUGAAUGAACAAAUGUACGUUCCUCCUUUACCACCUACCAAUCUACGAGGAUGUCAUCUCAUCAAUGUCCUUUAUCAUGUCUAUUUUAUAAUAAGUCCGAAGAGCUUGGAUAAAGAAAUUAAACUACAAAUACCAAUCGUCUUAGCCACUUAUCCCUUGAGACAGGAAGGUGCUCCAGCCGGAACUGCACCAUCGAAAAGAGGAGCACAUUAUCCAUCAACAUUGCCAAUAUUUCGGCCGUGGCUGGACGAUAAAGCUUUUGAGAUACAGGAAUGAAGAUUUAAUUAACUUUUACUGAUGAUCUUGAUAUGUGGAUGUAAUACAUUUUGACAAAAAUCAUGUAAGAAAUAUUGCGAUAAUGCGAUCAAAAAUUUAAAAGAAAUGAUCUAAAUCUUCGGAUUAAUUAAUACGCUUAUAACAAUACUUAUUUCAAAUUAAACUUAAUUAAGUAAAUAGAUGUAUUUAUAUUUGUAACUAAAGAGAUUAAAAAAAAGCAAAGAUUAAAAAUAUUUAUAUAAAGAUUAAAAAUAUUUUAUGUGACAUAUAGACAAUAUAAUAACAUUCCAUUUUAAAAUAUUUGUUUGCAAUUAAAAUUUAAAUUUAAAAGAUAUAUGAAAUGAAUAAAAAUUUCUUAUAAUUAAAAAAAUUUUAGAUUUAAAAAAGUUAACAAUUUAUUAUAAUUUUUGUUAAUAUUUUGUAAAUGUUUAUGAUAAUAGAAAAUAUUAUUUACAAUAUUUUAAUAUAUUUUUUUAAUAUUUAAUAUUUAAUAUUUCACAUAUUUAAAAAAUAUAUAAUAAAUAUUGUAAAUAAUAUUUUUAAUAAAAAAAAUGUAUUAAAAGAAAGCUUGAAUAUAUAUUAGUAAGUAACUUUAUUAAUGCAUAUAUUUAAUUUUUGAAGUUAAUAUUGUUAACAAAUUAUUUUUAUUACUUAACAAUUGUAUAAAAUCAUUUUUUUAUUUUAUAAAUUAAACAUAAUAAGCUGAUGUGAUUGCCAUAUUUAUACAAAGUAAAUAUGACUUAUCAUAAAAAACAUUAUAUAUAAAAAAUAGCUGUAAUUAUAACGAAAGAAAAAAAUAAUGUAUUAAUAGUAAAUUAUUAUUACUUUCAAGUUUCAA